UUCACGAACGAAACACAAUUACAGCGCAUGCGUAGCAGUGUAGCUGUCACUACUAUGACUUUAGUUAAAUGUCACGUAGCAUUUAAAUCGAUUUUUAAACAAAACAGUUACACGGCUUCAAUGCAUUAAUCUUUGGGAUUGAAAUUAAUUAGUUACCGGAAUAGCACGCAAUCCGUAGCAGAUACUAGUGUCGCUCGUCUCCUUUUGGCUCUGCAGAGACAUGUUUACAUCCCAGACCUCUUCCUUCCAGGAGUCCAUAGACGUGGAUGAAAGAGAUGUAGACUUCGACAACGAGGAGAUCGCCGGAUACAGCCAGAAAAUACAACAGAUUAACAGCUACUAUGCCAUAUACUACUACCAGAACACAAGAUCUGAGGCUUCUGGAGACAGUGUGGCCUGGAGCCAGAGGAGAUCAGACUCAACCACAAGUCAGGAAGACUUUAGUCUCACGCUGCUGGAUGCCAGCUUGCCACCUGAGGCCGAGCCAGAGCUACGAAGCUACAUCUCCCGCAGACUGAGCAAGGGCGCUUUGCUCGGGGGCAUGGGUAACAUUGCCACUGUGGAGCUAAGCAUCCCUGAGCAAGCGGUGGGCUGUUACUGCUGUCUGCUGGAGCAGGAGAAAUCUCCAGAACAGCCUGAGGCCGAUGGCAACGGCUGGGUGGUGUGUCUCCUCGGAGGAUCAGAGAAGGGCCUGAAUCUGUUUAGAAUUGAGCUGGACAAGUACGUCCAGGGUCUGCAGGGCUGUUUGACUCCAGAGAUGCAGAAUUUGGAGACAGAAGUCAGGCCCCACCUGAUCCGCUGGUAUGAGGAGUCAGUUAUGCACAUUCACAGAGUGGUUCUGCUGUUGCAGGCGAACGUCGGGUACCUUCUGCAUGCUGCUUUGAGUCACAAGCUUGUCGAGGUCACAGGGGCGGAUGAGAAGACAAAAGCAGAUGUAGCGAGAUUUAUCAAAGCAGCAAGCCUGCAGGGUCUAGUUCAGGAGGACACCACUACAGCCUCCCUCUGUAAGGCCAUUUCAGAGGACUGUCACACCAGUCUGAUCAUCGACUGCUCCACCGGCCCACCUACACUCACCAAUGGAGUCAGUAACCGGUUCUGCGAUGACUGGAUCCAGGCCUUCCUCAAUGCUGCUGAGCGCUUUAACCCUUUCCUUCUCCGCCAGAUCCUGGAGAACUUUAAACUUAAGGCCAUUCAGGACAUGAACAACCUGAAGCGCUUCAUCCGUCAGGCAGAAAUGAGCCACUACGCUCUGUUCCGCUGCUGUCUGUUCCUGCAGAGCUGUGGAAACGGGGACGUGCUGCUGCAGAACGCGCGGGCCGAGCACAGCAGCCUUCCUGAGGCCUGUGGCAUCAUAAACGUGCUGGAGGAGUUCCUCGGGGAGCACGCUCAGGGCGCGCUGUACUGACACCACAGUGUUAAUAUACGUACACUUACCUGUCUGUGAGCACCUUGGAAGCGGCUGCGCAGAAUUCCUAUUUAACACCCAUAAUCAUACCAGUGUGGUUUGCAUUUUAAGCAACUUCAACAAACUUGAAUUGAAACACUAAGUAUAGUCCUUCUUUGUGUGUGUAGAGGUUCAACAGCAAGGGUUGAAAAAGAUUAUGCUAUGAUGUGCUGCUGUAUGUUGAUUUGGGUGCAUAAAAAUUAUAAACUAAAUAGAUCCUAUAAAAUGGACCAAUGAAAAAUACAUGUGAUCAAACUUUAUUUAAAUAAUUUUUCUCAAUAAUGUGUAUACAUUAACACAGUACUGUUUAUAUGUGACAACUGAUUCUAGGAUUUAGUCUCUAUUGUGCAGCAGUCAUUGUUUUGAAGACGUGUGAUUAUUAAAACAGUCCUGUAGAUUUACAGAAAUAGCAAACCGAAUUAGGAAGCUAGUCACAUAAUCAUGAAGCUCUGCAUAAGCAAAUAUUGUAUUAACACUCCACUAUGAUCUACCAUACUGUGACUUGCAUUGUCUGUUUUAUCGUUAUUUUUUAGUUUAGUUUUUAUUUUGUGAUAAAGUGCUUAAUUUGAUAAUCUAUUCUUUUUCACUUUAUAAUUCUCUUGAUUUAUGUUCUUGUUUGCCAUUUUAGAUUUUUUCUUACCAAAGACAAACAAAACUUCUGAUAAUCAAAGUUGGUUGUAAAUGUAAUGUUUAAAAAUAACAGAAUUGUGAGAAACAUAUUCCUUAAACAUCAUGUAUAUAAUGACCCAGCUGUAAAUGGCGAUAAUGUGUAUAAUUAUCAUAAUGUAUGGUUUAUCUUCUUGCUCAGAUUUGACAUGACUGUGCUGAGUAAUUUUUUUCCAGGAACAUUUCAUUUGUGUGAACUUGUAAGAAUUAAAGAAAUGUUCAACUCUG
Molecule: messenger RNA, 2338 nt
Organism: Onychostoma macrolepis
Lineage: Eukaryota; Metazoa; Chordata; Actinopteri; Cypriniformes; Cyprinidae
Gene: c03h17orf75
Product: chromosome 03 C17orf75 homolog
Exons: 10
Coding region: 221-1405 (394 amino acids)
Cellular component (GO): trans-Golgi network
Source: RefSeq, a predicted model, not a curated record